Molecule: messenger RNA, 24165 nt
Organism: Porites lobata
Lineage: Eukaryota; Metazoa; Cnidaria; Anthozoa; Scleractinia; Poritidae
Source: the annotation of a GenBank genome assembly
AUGCAUAUUUUCAAGGCACACCUCAAGGAAAAAGGUGCAGUACCUGAAGAAGAGGCUCAGAUCCACAGGAUCCGCAUCACUCUUACAAGCCGCAAUGUCAAGAGCUUAGAGAAAGGUAACAGACAACUGAAGUCAUAAACAUCCUGGAUUAGUUUAGUAAAUUUGCAUCAGAUCAUUUGAACCCAAAUUAAAUGAUGGGGAAAUGUGGCUCUUUUACAAUUCAAAUCUGUCAGUUUGUGCUAUCGGAGGUUCACUGUUUGAGGUUUGCUAGUAGACAAUGAGUGUUCAUAAUAAGGUAGACAAUUAUUGUACUGUAGAAAACAGGAAGAAGUCUCAUGGCCUUCUCAAUCAUGUUGAUAAUAAAAUAGCAGGGUGUGAGUCACCAGCACCACAGAGUAUCCACCAGAGAUCUGGCAGUUGCAGGGCAUUAGUGGGAGUCCCUUCUCUGCACAUUACAAGCAAGAAUUUUGCAAGUCUCUCUUCCUCAAAUUUGCCCCCUGAUAUACCUACAAGUUAUUUAAAUGCAGCAAAGAAAAUGUGUUGAUUUGAUCUUAUUCCAUGUUGUUAUAUAGUAUGUGCUGAUCUGAUCCGUGGAGCAAAAGAAAAGAAACUGAAAGUUAAGGGACCUGUGCGCAUGCCAACCAAGUAUCUGAAGAUUACCACCCGUAAGACACCCUGUGGUGAAGGGUCCAAAACUUGGGACAGGUUUGAGAUGAGGAUUCACAAGAGGUUGAUAGAUCUUCACAGUCCCUCUGAGAUUGUCAAGCAGAUUGUAUCCUUUGAAUGCUAUUAUUCGUUAUGCUGCAAACAGAGUUGUUAAUUAAUGAGAAAAAUAACCCUGGAAUUGAUUGUUUACUUACACUUGGGUAAAGCAACAUUUCAGCAACACCUUUCGUGAGGAAUGUGUAACUGGAGCUUAUUGCUGCCUGCAUAGGGCAGCUACCUAUUUCUGACAUAAGAUCUUGACUUAGCGGUUGCCUGUUACAUGUUUGGAAGUUUGUUAGCAGUUCCUUGGCCCCCCACCUAGCACCCGAUCAGAAGUGACAAGAAAUGUAUGGUGGCCUUAAUUUUAUCUGAGUACUACUGAAGAAAGUCUUUAAUUCCAUUUGAACACAGCUCUAAAAGUAAAUUCAGAUAAAUCUGUUAAUGAGUUUCUUAAAAUCUGGGAGCUUGUUCUUUGACAUUCAUUGUGUUCAUGUUUGGGUUUGAAGUAGGAAAUGGGUUGCAAGUGCGAAGGAAAGUUUUUUUUAAUACUGUAACAGUAAGUUACUCAUUAACCUGUCAUAUAGGUGUAAAGUUUUAGCGAACAUUUUAGCUAGGAGUAGUGGGGACUACAAUGUUUUUUCACGUAUCAGUUGUGGAUCGCUGUGGAUCACAAACAUAAUCACGAUGAGACAAUUUGUUUUAAAGCACCCAUCCAUUCCGACAACCAACAGCAGCAUAAUUUUCAAUAGAUAACCUUCCCAAUGUAGUUCACUGCUUUUUCUAAUUGGUGAAUGAAGAUACCAACUGAAUUAUAAUUUGCCCAAGGAGGGGAAUGAAACAGUGAGUUGAACAGUUGUACAGUGUUCAUCUCACGAGAGCAAGUAAACCCAGCUAAUGUGAGUUUUAAGUGCCCCAGGAUUUUGUAUGUUGUAUUUUUUUUGUAUAUUGACCACUUUAAACAAAGAUAGACUUGGGAGUUUUUGUAAGUUUUACAUUGUAUUAUGAAACCAUACUUUAAAAUUGAUACAUGUUCUUAUGUCUCUGUGAUGAUAACUGCCUCUGGCAUGACACCUGUUGUAUGAUUAUAUAUUUAACCAUGCACUACCAUCUGAGAGACAACCUGAAAGGAUGUAUUACAGUGUCUUUUGGGAUUAAUAAUUAAUCACAAAAAACACUGUAAUAUUGAUUGUAUAAUUGAUCGUAUCUUAAGGAGUCACAUCGAAAUCCUAUCCCUUUUAUGUUUCCUUAACUGUCCCAUCAUCAGACAUCCAUCAGUAUUGAGCCUGGAGUAGAAGUUGAAGUGACCAUUGCUGAUGUUUAAAAUGGUGCAAGAAAGGAUCAACAAUCAAUAAAACGUUGAGAAAAAUUGAAUGUUGUUGUUGUGUUGGUUGUCAAUGUUUUAUGCAAUUACGAAUACUUGCUUGUUUUUUGUAAAAUUGACAACCCUGUUUUAUUGUUUCUGAUGAUAGUUUUUGCAUAUAUGAUAGCAAAAAAACAGGGAUGGGGGAAUGAUUGCAGGGAAUUAAAUUGGAACAACACAAAGAAUAAGUUAGUAAUGAAGUUACUGAUAAGUGUCUUGGGUUGAAGUUGGUGUCUUUUCCCCAUGCUUUUAAUUUCCUGUUCCCACAGCUCAUUUGCCAUCCCCUGUUUUAAUAACAUUCCACAGCUGUCACAAGUUGUGUUGGCCCCCUGAGUAUGAAGUGCAUCUUGCUAGGCAUGAAGAGUAUCCAGUUUGCCAGGAUCAAAGUUAGCAUGUUGUAUUGGGGAUAGGUUUGGAUGGGGAUGACUGAUGUUUAGGAAUAUUUUUUCAGUGCCCUUUAGCAUAUGCGCAUCUAUCUGUACUAUGCCUUCCCUUGCUCAUUCUUGUGAACAAAGCGGCUAACUGGAGGCUUGAGAUAUAAUGAAAAGGAUAAACCAAGCCUUAGCCUGUGUAGGAGGCACAAAAAAGGGGGGGCAGAGGGAGAAAAGCUUCCUCCCUUCCUGCCCCUUUCAACGUCUUCUACACAGGCUGUCCAAGCUUCCACCUUGUUUCAUUGUGUGCUAACCGGAGCAGAAUGUGAGACAAAUCUGUGUACUGCUUUUGACUACUGGUACAUAGUUUUUAUCUUCAUCCUCAAACCACCUGAGGCAGCUACCACAAAAUGGAAAUCUCAUUGUUCCAACUAGCUUUCAUUGUGUCUCUGAGGAUGACAAAUCUUCUGGUUGCAAAGGAAGUUGCUGGUAUUUUAGGCACCAUGUCUGCUGUAUUUGCUGUAUCCAACAACUUGACAGUAAUCUUUUCACAUUAAUCUUUGAUAUUUCAAUGUUCAAUACUGGAUUGCCACGAUUAGUGAAAAGUGGGGAAAAAGCAAUUAUAUGAGGUUGGGAAAAAUUAACUGGAAAGUCACUGAGCAGUCAGGAAGUUUCAUUUUCUGGUUGCCACAGCAUUCCUGGAAUCUGAAAUCGUUGUCAAAAAAGGUUUGUUGUUGACUGAUAUUGAUUUUACAAAUCUGGGAAAAAACACCAUAUAUUGAAAACGUUGAGUGGAUUGCUGGAUUCAAAGAGCCUGUGUUAAGCUACACCCACUUUUAGGAUCACAGAUAGCCUGCAUUGUAGGUACAAAAAAGCGAAGAGAAGGGGGAAAAAUUACACCAUUGAAGAGGGAUUCCUUCUCUCCCCAAUCCCCUCUUCUUUGCCUCGCCUUUUGAGGCCUGUCACAGGCUAGGUCACAAGGAGUUGUUUAACUAAAACCUCAACAGUUAUUCUCCCCAAACCCAGAGUGUUCAAAAAUCAUUUCCUAACUCCAUUAUAUGAAAGUGAAGGCGGUAAUAAAAUGGGUUCCAUUGAGCAGGUCUGGGAGCCCCAACUAGGCCUUUUUUAUUCCACAGCUUUGAAAGCCUUUGAUAUUUUUGGCCUUGGGAUUCAAAUUCAAAUUCAAUGUCUCAAAAUAAAUCCAGUCCCUGACCAUUGCGUUGAACCUAUCUUAGCCAGGUGAGCUUCAAUUGCUGCAAGGAUGAGUAUACAGGGUGUGUUACUUUGACUGGAUAUCUCUCAUAGGAUUUUUUUUAAUGUCCCUUCAUUAACGAGAAAAAAAAUGUAUCGUUUCUAAAACAAAUUCACUUAUUGUUUAUAUUAUACCUCACUAAAGCACAAGGUGGCUAUUCCUCAAUUCUAUAUUAUGGUUGAACCUGGGAAAGUUUUCUCAUAACAGGUGGCCCAAGAAAGAUACUUGGCUUUCACGGUCUUUUGAUAGUAGUAGUUAAUCGACAAUUUGAUUGGCUUUUCUAAAAUUAUUAACUAGUUGUUACAUGUAACUCAGCAGGAUUGGAACAGUUCGAAUGAAGCUUGUUUUCAAAAUGCAAAUAGUGGGAGCUUUAAGACAAGUCAUUAUAUCGGUGUUGAUCAUCUUCCGCUCCAUUAUUCUUUAGAGGAAAAAAUGCAAAGCUUUUACUGUUAAAUCUAAUUUUUUUUAUUUCUUCUUGUGCUUUUAUUUACACCGGAAGUGAACGGUCAGCUGAGUUUUCUACACUUGCUGGCUUAUCACGUGACUGGAAUUUAACCAAUAAACAUGAGCCGCGUCCAGGCCGCGUGGGCAUCCAUGUGCAUGAGUCGGUAAAAAAGUUUGCUUUUAUGGUGACGCUUCGGCUCAAACUUAGAUUUAUUUACUCUAUUAUGUGUCAAGACUGAUAUCCGAACUACGGAAGGAUUGUUGGAAGCUAAACUUUCAUCUAUAUUACUGAAAAGCCAGAAAAUUUAAACGUUUUCCACUAUAUAUUCAGACAUGGAACUAGCUCACAUGCACCCGGCGUCUGAUGUGCUGGAUCAUUUCUCUGUCAGCGAAGCCAAAGGCUUGAGUUUAGAGGAAUUAUCACUUGCUCAGGAGAAAUAUGGACCGAACGGUAGGAAAGAUAGUAUUCGGUUGUAUUGAAUGGAACGAGUUUGUACAAUUCUGUGAUGCGAUUAAUCGAAAUAUAUGAUGUAUCUUUAGUAUGAUUUUAUUAUCGCCACACAUAGUGGUACCUUUUUGUGAGAUGGAGAACUUGCAGAAGUCCCUUUUUCAAAAUAAGCUUAAUUGUAUUUUAUCGCUAAUAGUUUGCUCUCUUUUUUCUUCCCAUUCUCUAUGCUUUGACAAACAAAGAACUUCCAGCCGAAGAAGGUGAGAUCGACAUUGUAAAAUUGCGAAGUAAUAAUGUGUGUUUCACGUGGACAUUCGAUCAAUUUCACUUGGAAACGAACAUGGAAUCAGCUGUCUUCCUGUGGUCUUCUCCUGCUUAUUUUGAAAUGUUAUUAUUUUAUUUUAGGCAAACCUCUGUGGAAGCUUGUACUGGAACAAUUUGACGAUUUACUGAUAAAAAUACUCCUUGCAGCCGCCGUUAUUUCAUUUGUAAGUGUCUUUCAAGUGGGAAAGUGCAUUAGGAUUGCUGUUUCAGUUCUUUGCUUGUUGAUCAUUGAUCGGCCUGCAUAUUUGUUUUUCAGAUUUUGGCGUUGUUCGAAGAAGGAGAAGAUAGAGUCACAGCAUUUGUAGAACCAUUCGUAAUUCUUGUUAUCCUGAUCCUAAACGCAAUCAUUGGCGUUUGGCAAGUGAGUGUAAAAAGACAGUAAUUUAAUAUUUCGAUAUUUCAGUCAAUAGAGUAAUGGCUAAUAAAUUUAUUUUUCUGUUGAUUUUGUAGGAAAGAAACGCAGAGAGUGCAAUCGAGGCGUUGAAGGAAUACGAGCCCGAAGUGGCAAAGGUGUUAAGGCAAAACAAAUCGGGAAUACAAAGAAUAAAAGCUAGAGAUUUAGUUCCAGGAGAUAUCGUAGAAGUUGCUGGUAAGCCUUAAUAUCAAGUCUUGCAUUGUUAUGCAAUGAAGAAGCUUCUUCCAUUUGAUCUACAGAUGUGAAAAGAAAACGCGAUUUUUGUUUACAUCCGCGCUAAGAAAAGCUGAAACUCAUUAGAGGUCGCCGUUUGUAAACAUAUGCUACAUUAUACCAGAAAGAGAACCCUUGUUUCCAAGUUAUUUGCUUUUCUUAUUUUUAACAGAAAUAUUUUAAUCCUAAGACUAUCUCAAUUUAAAUCUUAGAAAAUACUAAUUGUUGGGUAGAGAAGCGUUAAAUUGAUAUUAGGUGUUUGUUUGAGUGAUUCUUUUCUUAAACCAGCAUUAAAAGGCUUUGAUGCUUUGUGAUACAAUAUGUGCAGAUAAUUUGCAGGGCAUCAGCUUUUGCUGGUGUAUGAUAAUUUAAUUAAUCAUUCUCCUUAGCAGAAAGGGAAAAAAAGUAAUAAAGGUUAAGAAUCUACCUAUGUAGAUAUGGCAAGGUUUCCUUGACCUAGGUGAUUGUGGACUCCAGGCUGCAUGACUAUUGUAGGCUUUUAGAGUUAUUUGAAUACAAAAUUCCUACGUUGAUACACUGUACCAUUAUAUGUCUUAUUUGCAAAACAAUUGUGUUUGCUUAAAGUUGCAAUGCAGCGGUACCUCAAUGUGCUUUUCCCUUGAAAAUUAGUGUUAAAAGAUUUCUUUCCUGGUUUUUUGGUACUCAAAUGGCAUGUCGAUCAAGAUAAAAAAAACAAUUUAUUUAUUGCUUGGUUGGGCUAGUUACUGCUCUCUGGUCUCCUAGGAUGUAAUUUGUACAUAAAGGGUUCAUUUGAAUUUUUUGCCUAUCAAGAUUUCAUAAUUUUUCAAUUUGCAUUUUUUCAACUUUACAAAGCCUCUGUUUCAUUGUUUUUUAUUCAAACAACUGAUCUAUAUCAUGGGGAAACUGCUAUGGCUCAGUAGAGACUUUUUCCAGCUGCAAUUGUAACAAAAAGAGCUGUCAAGUUUCACACAUUAAGUGUGAGCCACAAAAGCAUUUAAUCUUGCACUCUCACUUUCUCUCUCUUCGGACUUUCUAAUGGCCAUUGAUUUCAUAUUAAGAGAAUGUAGGUGCUCUAGGGUUACUUUUUCUCUGAUUUGAAAACAGUGUUUUGCAAUGUUAAUGUUUUCUGAAGUAUAUUUUUGCAUUCUCUUUGUUUUUCUAGUUGGUGAUAAAGUUCCAGCUGACAUUCGGAUAACUUCAAUCAAAUCGACUACACUUAGGGUGGAUCAAUCAAUUUUAACCGGUAGGGUUGUGAAAACUUGUAGUAACAAUUUUUUCUCUGUUGAAACUCUGUCAGAUAACUCUUAGUGUUGUGUCUGUUCAUUUUAUGGAUCCAUCAAACCCAAUCUCCAAAAUGUGAACUUGGUUAUUUUUUUUAAUUGGUUAACAAUGGAAGUGGCUUGGCUGAGCAGUUAAAGUGCUGGACUUGUGAUCUGGAGAUCCUGAGUUUAAGUCACACCCUGACUGCUUGCUGGAUUUGUUCUUGGUAGUCCCAAGUUCAGAUCCUCAGCAAUGCUUGAAAAAUAGCCAACUGGUUCACCUCCUAGCAGUUGGGAUUCUUAACCAUGUUAUGUUUUACAUUGCUUGUUUCAUUAGCCUUGAAAAGCCCCAUAAGAGGAGCAGCUUAUAACCUUUGUUCCUGGACAACUAGAAAAUCUUAGUUUUUCCACAGAAAUCAUAUGCUGGGCACCCUGGAUUUCAGAGGGUCAGAGCACAGGGUUCCCAUUAAUUUUUCUUUGGGCACAUUCUUGGCAUUAUUAUUAUUAUCACUAUUAUUAAGCCUUUACAAUACAGUAAUAAGGAGAGUCAUCCUUGAAAGCACAAGGUUCACUGGAAGAUACCCCUGUAUUAUGGAGGUGGAUACCAGUUCUACUUGCUUGUCUGUAACUGAGCUGUGUGUGUGUGUGAGAGAGAGUUCUAAGAAUAUGUUGUUUCCUGUCACUGAUGUUGUUCUUUUCUGUUUAUAACAGGUGAAAGUGUUAGUGUCAUCAAACAUACAGAACCUAUCCCUGAUGCAAAAGCAGUUAAUCAGGAUAAGAUUAAUAUGCUUUUUUCAGUAAGUUUUGUUUGUCUACCACUGCGGACAUGUUCAGUAUAUUGUAUCUGCAUGUAGCACCCUAUUCCCAACUGUCUGACUGUUUCACUGUUCUUCCUUGUUAUCAGGGUACAAAUAUUGCAGCAGGGAAAGCGUCAGGUGUAGUUGUUGGAACAGGUCUUAACACCCAAAUCGGUAAGAAGGCAGUGACUGACCUUUAACCUUGUUGUGCUGGGCAAUAAUAUUAUCUCAAAUGCCUUGUAUACUUUAUGGUGUUUUAAGUCCACUGGGAUGUUUCACUCAACCUUUACUGAAAAUUUAUAAGGAAGCAUUCCUUUUUUGAUCAGCAUGUUAAUAUGGGGAAGCUCUUUACACUUUCUUGCUUUUGAUGGGAAAUUUAGCAUCCACUUCAGUUGAGAUGUAAUACUUGUACUUUGGUGCUAAUUUUAUAGGCAAGAUCAGAGAUGAAAUGGUUGACACUGAUGAAGAAAAAACUCCAUUACAACAGAAGUUAGAUGAGUUUGCACAACAGCUGUCAAAGGUAUCAUCCUGUACUGUAUAACGGAUUUUUUAUGUUACUAGUGUUGCUACAUUAGGGUCUUUUAUUGCCUAGUCCCUAGGUCUCAUUAUUAUGCACGGGCGAUGCGUUUCGGAUCACGUGGUCUGAGAAAGUUUUUGAGGCCUAGACAAACUCGGAGAAGUGAGACAUUUUGUCUCACUUGGGGCGGAGCUUUUGGAAGCGGGCGAGCUGUCAAUAACUUUUCCGCGCUGAUGAAAGGUGUCCAGCAGCCAUGGAGAGUACAGAGGAACGAGCAUUUUUAUUCUAUGCACGUUUUCAUUGUUGAAAGUCGUUUGGCCUUUCUUUUUCAUUUAUCUCAUUAAACUAAUUUGAACAUCUCAAAAACUAUUUGUAGGCUAAGCAAAACAGUGUCGUAAGUUUAUAUUUCUUCUUGGAUAUGACAAGCUAUCUUUCGUUUCUCUAUUUUCGCUUGCUCCUAUAAAUUUCUCGUUAUCAUUUCACUUCGAAAUACUUUGUGUAAUUUAAUUUUUGGAUUUGGAAGCUUAUCAAACUAAUCGGACAGGCUGUUGAAUUGGUCUCUAAAUUUGGUAGAAUGUCAACAAACUGCUGUUUCAAAUCUUUUUAUCAAUAAAGAGUAUCAUUUUAAUGGUUCAUUUGAAACUGGACUAAAAGAGAAAUUACUUGCACUUUAUACAGUAGUAUUCUUUCCGAUUCAAAGUAAUAUUUUUGUUCUUUUAUAACACGAACUAGCUUACUGUAGUUACUUUUGUAAUAGUGUCAAUAGUGCGGAUCUUUAGUGAAAGAUAUUCACGCGCAAAGUUAUUUAUAGAUUAUUUCAGUUGACCGUGUGAACUUUUCAAAAAUGCUCACGCAUGCACACUCCGAGAUUGUCUAGGCGUCUCCCGGCCGUUCGUCUCGGAUACGUCACCGAAAUGCAUUGACUGAGAGGACCUGAGAAGACGCCAUACAGGGACUAGGCAAGGUCUUUUAAACAUAUACAGGUAGUGUCACUGUACAGUUCAACUGUGCUAAAUGAGUGUUGUGUUGGUUAUAUAAUAUUGGUCUGUAACACCCUUGUUUUCUCCUUUUUUCUCAUCUAAUAAAGGUAAUCACAGUUAUUUGUAUUGCAGUAUGGGCCAUUAAUAUUGGUCACUUCAAUGAUCCAGUCCAUGGUGGCUCAUGGAUAAAAGUAAGUUUAAUUUAAAAUUGCUUGACUCCUAAUAAAAAAACAUGAAUCAUGUUGUUCAUUCAGUAUCCAUGCUACAAGGAGUGGGUUAAACAAACAUGCAGCCUAGUCAUUUUCAUAGACCAUCUUCAAGACAUCAGGAUCUUAAAUGAACUUGUGUGAAUUGCUGUUUAAAGUAUCUGAUAUAACUUCUCAGAUCGCAGUGAUUCUUGACAACUUCAAGGCUGAAGUUUCCAAAAUGUUUAGUACUAGCUUAUUCAGCAUGGUGUGUUUUGAGUAAAGUACUAAUUAUGCCCAACUCUACCUCACUGUAGCAACAUGUGAGCUUCUGUAUGUAAAAUUUUAAAAAGUCACUCGUCCAGCAUGGUAACAAGUUCUAACAUGCUUAUGGUUACACUCUCUAGGGAGCAAUCUAUUAUUUCAAGAUAGCAGUUGCUCUUGCUGUGGCAGCAAUUCCAGAAGGGCUUCCAGCGGUCAUAACUACGUGUCUUGCGUUAGGUAAAUAGCCUUCAUAUUAAAUGUACUCCAAAGGAAACAAUAAUUAUUGUUAUUUCCACUGUUCCAAAUAAGUUGGUAACUUUGGAAAUAUUUAAAGUUAGUGGUAGGUAAAGAAACACUAUCAAAUAAAAUUACAGAAACUGAUAUAUAUUGUUUGUGUUAAAUAGCUUAGCUAGGACUGGCUAGACUUUUUCUUUCCCAGUAUCUGCCUAGCUUGAAAUGAAAAUUUGAUCACAGAUGUAAGAUGAAUCUUGGUUUAAUAGUAUUUCUCACAUUAUUUUCUGUUUUCUGUUUUAGGUACACAUAGAAUGGCUAAGAAAAAUGCAAUUGUUCGUAGCCUUCCUUCAGUGGAAACACUGGGUUGUACGUCAGUAAUUUGUUCUGACAAAACUGGAACCCUAACAACCAAUCAGAUGUCUGUUCACAAGGUGAUUUAAUUGCUACAAUCAGCUUGCAUGUUUUUGGUGAUUGAUUGAUUAAGAUUUUUGUCUGUUUUGUAGUAUCUUAUCCGACAACUUAAAAAUUUUUGCUUUUGUUAUUUCUAGUUCUUCAUUUUGAGUGAUGUGAGGAGGGAUCAUGCAACUUUCCAUGAAUUUGAAGUUGAAGGCACAACGUAUACACCAUCUGGAGAGAUGUAAGUAGUUUGGAUCUCUAGAUUUGAUCUUACUGGCUUUUACCUAGAAAAAGAAUGAAGACUGAGUCAAGAAUCACUUUGUGAUUUUAAUUUCAGAUCUUUAAAUGGAAAGGAAAUUGAUGCCAAAGACUUUGAGGCACUUCCUGAGUUUGCUACCAUCUGUGCUAUGUGCAAUGACUCAAGUGUAGAUUACAAUGCAGUAAGUGCUGAACUCAUGAUGAUGAUGAUAAUUUAAGACAGAAUCCACCAGGAAAUUGGGUAAUUUUAAUUUUCAGUGGACAAAAACCUUGUUCCAGAAUAAUAUUUCAAGUAUAUUGUAUUUCAAGGGCUAAAGAUGUAAUUAGUCAUCUGUAAUAACACCAAAGAAAAUUUCUCAUGGGAGCUUGAGGAAAUGAAUGUCAAAUUUCACAAAAUUACAUGUUACACAUGAAAUUUUCAGAAUUUUACCUGUGUUCCCACAAUUCUUGUGAAAUUUGACAUUCAUUUUCUCAGACGCCCAUGAGAAAGUUUUUUUGGUGUUAUUUGCAGAAGACUAAUUACAUCUUUAGGCCUUGAAAAGUGUAAAAAAGAAUGCAAUAUUCUUUAAAUUAUUCUGGUACAAGGUUUUUGUCCACUGAGAAUUAAAAUUACUCAGUGUCCUGGAGGAUUCUGUCGCAAUGUCUUAGGUGAAUGAAGUGAUUGCUCAAUCUUCUGAGCAAAAGGCUCAUUGUUGAAAACCCAGGCCAAAUUAGAUCAAAAUAAGCAAUAGAGAAGGCAAUGCCUUUGCCCUGCAAAUAGCUUGACCUUCCUUCCAGCUGUUAUGGCCAUGUAGAAAUGGCAGUCCUGUCUUCUGCAAGGGAUGUAAAACAGUGCCGUCAGUAUUGUAACUCUUUAAGCUAAAUACAUUGACAAUUAAAUUAACAGUUUUUUCUCUCUGGUAAGAUUGUUUAGUAGCGGAUCUUAUAAUUAUUUUAUGCUAUUGUUGGGCACAGGUCACAUGUCGCAUUGUACUUAGUGUUAUUUUAUAAUGUUGUGGUUAAACUCACUGGAAAUGAUGUUUUUCCGUGUUUCACCUGAGGUUUUCUCAAUGAUUACAGCAUUUUGUGAACUGAUCCAGUGAAGUAAUGAGGUUUGGUUUUUCCAGGAUUGUUUUCGUCAUGUUAAAAUUUAAUGCUUAUUUUGUUAUUGUUUGAUUGCAGGCUAGAGAUGCUUAUGAAAAAGUUGGAGAAGCCACCGAAACAGCACUGACAGUGUUGGUUGAGAAGCUCAAUGUCUUUGGUACAAAUUUGGCUGGAAAGUCCAAAGCUGAGCUGGCAAAUGCCUGUAAUGAUGUCAUCAUGUCUCACUUCAACAAGGUAUAGUUUAAAUUAAUGUACAGUUAAAAGGGUGUUGACUGUUACACAAGAAUAUCAUUGAUGUGCACCUUGAGUUGAGUGCAAAUAUCCAGUGGUGAAUGAUGAAGAUGUGGAUUCCCCUUCACUUGUUAUAAGUGAAAUUUCCACCUGCCAAGCUGACUACCACUACUGUCUAAGGGUGCUUUCCAUUUGUCAGAACUGUCUGGCCAGACCAUGGCUGGAGCAGUCAUUUUGACAAUGAAAAAGGCUUUUCCCAUGAGUUUUUGCUGAAAAACCAUCUCCUUCCUUUUGAUGAUAAGUAAAAUCCUCAUUACUACUGGAAUGGUCUGGCCAGUCAGUACUGACAAAUGGAAUGUGCCCUACGCAAAUGUAGCUUGUGAACAGGCCUUUGGUCGAGCGGGGAACUAGAGAGAGGGAAAAGCGAAAAGGCCUGUGGACAAGCCUUUGGGACCGCCGUUCCACGGCACCCGCUGUGCAUCAGAUCCUGAUGCAAGUUCUUAUUGGCGAGAACACUGACUGUUGACAGGUCUGAUUGACAUCGGCUUUUCGGUCGGCACAUAACACGCGUUUGGAAAUAACAAAACACUCCAAAGACUGUUAAGCUUGUUCAAAAGCUAUUACCAAGGGAGGAACUACGCGCUCCAGUGAAAAGACUCACACUAUCUAAUGGAUAGAAAAACACAAAGGCUGGAGUUUACCGAGUCAAAAUGCAAUUCUCCAUAGUUGAUGUAGCUUCGGUUUAAGCUGCACUUGAAUCUUAUAACUUUGGAUCUGUAAAUUACUAUCCGUGAUCAUUUUUAAACAUUCUGCAAAGAAAACUAACGACCUGGGCCCAGCGUGAUACAACAUUUCAGAAAAACAUUACAUUUACGGACUAAAGAAAAUCGCUUAGUUAUUCAGAUCCAGAGGGCACUUUGGAGAAAAGUACGACCCUUAUUCAGCCACAAUAAAAAGCUUUACGCUUCAAAAGAGGUCAAAGAAAAUGCUCUUGCAUCAGAGGGCAAAUCCCGCCGAUCAGAGACAAAAACCACAGUAAAUCGAUAUGUAUGCCAUGACCUCUCAGUGUGAAACAAGCGGCUAAAGUCAUAUUUGCUCAGUGAAAAUGUAGAACCUUCCAGAGCAUAAUCUACCGAGCAGAGGAAAAAACUUAUGGGAACAAGCAGCAUUUUGGCGUGAGGUAAACGCCGUGUAGGCCUACCGCCCUCUUUUAUUGCUAUAAAUGCGGGAUAAAUACCCAAAGGUGUAAUUCCUGUCGGCGAUCGAAGCGCUGUUGAUUUCUUUGUACUUGUCUUUGGAGGUUCACGUUCUGGAGAAGUCAUGAUAGUAUCUGUACCUUUCGCAUUCCAAGUUCGUUCAUUGCAGGGGCUUGUUGAAUUAGAAACUGAACUAGCAAGACGAACGGCGCGUAGAGCACAAGUUAAGCAGCUUAAAUCGGAAAAGCUUUCUCCUUGCACAAGAGGAAAUCUUGAGGAAUCAAAUGCUUGCGCUAGUACAACGCUGUCUUGGCCACUGUCAACCAGCAAGGUCUUAUUUCUUGAAAAGCCAACGACCGGCACCGUAUUAAUUCUCUUACUGGAGAACAACGAUUUUUUUGCAAAAUCGACAAUUAGACUCGCGGUCCAUUUCACUUUGUUUUGAGACGGAGCAAAACACAUUUGUUUCCGGUUAAUUUUCCCAGGAGUUACUCACGCGCGAAAUUGAUUGACAGAUAACGAUCUUACUGACAGAUGUUCGGCAAGAUAAUUACAAGAGGGCGGAAUAGCGGCCUCAAAUGUGUGUCUACAGGCUCUCUCCCCCCUUCCCUUCACUUUCCUUGCUAUUUUUUUUCCCCUAACAGAUCGAGAGAGCCUGUUCACAGGCUAAUGCAAAUGCCCUCUUCUUGUUUUUAUCAUGAAACAAUACUUCUUGACAGCAGCCACUGUCAAACAGAAUUAACUACCUGUUGUUGAGAGGUUGUUAACUGAAGUACUGGCAAUAAAUUUUUGCAAAACAAUAUCAUCAUAAUUAAAAGGAAUACAAGUAGGGCAAAAAAUAGUGCAUAAUGAGAAUAUGAGCUACGUCUGAUCCCACUUUUAUUAUAAUGGCUGCGGUCACAUCUGGGCUACUAACUAUAAUUGAGAUGGGGAUAACUUAAUAAUGUGUAAUGUGAUGACCGCUUCUCUGUUUGCUUUAACUAUAGUUAGAAAACUUACGCCUCGGUGAUCCAAAACAAUACAGACUAACUAUAGUUAUACCCAAGCAGGGUUCGUGGGUUAGUCUUAAGUUUACAAACAAACAACCAAUCAGAGUGUGACACUUCUUUUCGCACGUGCGAGAUGAGCAUAUAUAAAUAUGCAAAAUAAACACCAAGCGUGAAACGAGUGGGAAACCGAAAACAACAAACAAAAAAUUUACAUAGGCUAAUUAGAACCAACGGUUGUUGACUGCGUGGUGUGACCGCAAUGUCGACCGAAAGCACUAAGUACAGUUAGGUAUGACAUCAUGUAGCUUGACACUAACUUAAGUUAAACUGUAGUUACUUCGUAGAUGUGACCCCAGCCAAUGUAAACUAGACUUAUGAUGUCUUGUUGUUCAUUGGUGAUGUUAGAUGUUUAUACCAAGAAAAUUAAUAGGAAUUCUGGUUUGAUGCUUGUCUUUUUGUUUCAAAAGCCACAUAGAAAUCUACAUUUUCUCUAGUGCUUACUUAGAUGUCUCCCAUUAUGUUGUAGGAAUUUACACUUGAGUUUUCACGUGACAGAAAGUCUAUGAGUGUGUACUGUACUCCUAGAGUUGAUGGACCGAACUCUGUGCAUGAAAGGAAUCCUAAAAUGUUUGUCAAGGUUAGUUGUACAAUUUACUGGUUGCUAUUACAAAUCUACCUUAUCUGUCCUAUGUUUAAACUGCUGUAAAUUUGCUGAAAUUUGAUUGUUGGUUAAGUUACAAUUGUCCUAAUAUAUUAAUAAGAUUUUAAUUACAGUAAAACAUCUUUUCAGUACCAACUCUUGAAAUAAUGUACACCUAUAUUAAGCAAAAUCACAAUAUUUCAGUUUUAGGUGAAUUACUGAGCUUUUUAAUUAGCUUGUUGCACUGUUGCAGGCUUAUUAAAAAGCUGAUUUUUUUCUUGAUAAAAGUUAAACAUUAUUCAUGUAAUGGCUUAAUUACAAUGCGAGUACGGUAAGUCAUUAUAAACCAAAGCUUCUCUUUAUGUGGAUUUUUAAGCUAUGUGUUCAGUUUGAUUUCCAAGUCAUUUUUUUGUUACGAAGCUCUUGUCACGAUGGCCCAGUUGUUCAAAUGCUGGUUAGUGCUAACCCAGGGUUAAAUUUUAACCCGGGUUCAUUUUCUUUUUAUUAAAAGCACUCUCUCUGAUAAUUUUCUCUAUUCUUUUUAGAGUAUCUAAUCAUCAAAUUGUAGCCAAAGAGAAUUUAACCCUUUUUUAUUGUCAGUCCUGUGUUGUUUAUUUUCAUGUACAUUGCAGGGUGCACCUGAGAGUAUUAUUGACAGAUGUAACUUUAUCAGGGUUGGAAGCAAAAAGCAGCCUCUUACACCAAAAAUCAAGCAGCAAAUUUUGGAACUGGUUAAACAAUAUGGAACAGGUGUGUAUGCCUCAGUUAAUGCACAAACUCUUGCAGAUUCAGUGGAGAUAAUGUCUGUUGUGUUUUACAUGAGAGUUUCUUGCAGGAUUACGUUACAUCCUCAAUACUCUGAUCCAUUGUUGGUUUUAUUAAGGGUGUAUUCCUUUGGGAUUAUCCCAGUAAGGAUCUAUGAUCUAAGGUAAAUCGGAUUAUGGUGCGCAGCGUGCAAAGAAAGUAGUGUCCGAUAGCCCGGGGCUAGUGGAUUUUGCUAUCGGGCUAGUGAAUUCUGUUUUUAACUUGCCGACGGGCAAGUGAUGUUUUAUGAGGAAUUUGAAUAACAGAAGAACAAGAAGUUUUUGGGGCUAGUUGAAAUGACGUCUGGUCUAGUAAAUGCUAGCUUCAGCUUGCCGGAAUGGCAAGCUGUAAAAAUUAUUUUUUUUUGCACCCUGGUGCGUCAAAGGUACUGAUGAAUCCUUGUCUACAUGAGAUCGAUUGGUUCCUUUCAUGCACCAUGAUUCAAUUGAUUUUGAAUCAUUUAUCCUCAUGCAGUUAACCCAAAGGAAUGCAGGGUCCUUAGUCUUGAACAAAGAUCUUUGACUGAAAGAACAAUAAGUGCUUUAGCAAAGGGAAAGAGCUAUACUUUUGUUGGUCAAGGACAAAAUGAAGAAGCUUGCAUUGAACUCAAAUUAAGGCUGCUUUCAGUAAAUUGAUAUGAUUUUAAUACUUUGACACAUCAGUUGUACAAUGUAUUUACUUGUGAUUCCAGGGAGGGACACUCUCCGUUGCCUCGCCUUAGCAACAGUGGAUGAACCACUGCCACCAAGCAAAAUGGAUCUUGAAGCAGCAGACAAGUUUGUGAAUUAUGAGGUGUGUGUUGAAGUCAUCUCCAAGACUGUUAUUGAUAUCCAGUGGUGAAUGAUGAAAAUGUGGAUUCCCCUUCACUUGCUAUAAGUGACAUUCCCAUCUAUCUGCUAAGCUGACUACCACUGUUAUUUAUAUUCUCAUUCAUUGCAAUCAGUUUACAUUUGAAACUUUGCCAUCAAGUAAUAGACAACAAUGUCUUUGAAGGGUAAAAAAAUAAAUUUGAAAAGAAAAAACAGCUGAAACUAUUGUCAAAAUGCAGGAAAGGUGUUUUUAAAUUACUAUUCAGCAUUAGCAUCCCAUAAAUUAUUGUGUGCCAGAUAUGUCAAUCUUGGCACUUUUGUCUCUUAUCUGCCUUUGAAUCUAUUGUGAAACAACAUUUUCUUGUCUUUUACCUAAAUGUAAUUUCAAACAUUCUCCCUUUACAGAGCAACAUGACAUUUGUGGGUGUAGCAGGAAUGCUGGAUCCACCAAGAACAGAGGUGAAAGAUUCAAUUAAGAAGUGUCAUGAGGCAGGAAUAAGAGUUAUUGUAAUCACUGGUGAUAACAAGGUAUGGAAAGAAACUUUUAUGAUGAGGCCCCAGUUGUUAAAAAACUGGAUAUUUGCUACCCUCUGGAUCUAAUGAAUAACACCUGUUUAAAUGUCUCUAAUAUUUAUCCUCUUGAUAGUGAUUUAACCAAUGGUUAGCACUAUCUGUAGCAAUUGAAUAAUUGGUACCAGAGGGCAUUAACAGUGCACUUUCUUGAGUUUACUUAUUAUUUUAUUAGUAUAUCUUACUAUUAAUGUAUUUACCUGUUUAUUUGUUGUUUUGAUCAGGCCACUGCAGAAGCUAUUUGCAGAAGGAUUGGCAUUUUUGAAGCAGAUGAAGACCCAACAGGUAUUGAACUUGUGUUAACCAAGUGCUAAUAUCGGCAUCAAAUUCCCCAAACUGAUCUCCAUGCAUUUCCUUAGAGGAUUACAUGUAGUUGAGAGAAUUUUACAAAAGAUAAAAGCUCUUUUCUCUUUGGUGGUCUUUUUAUUAAUUCUCAUAACCUCUUUUCCUAGUGAAGUAUUAAUGUUGUCAUGAGAAAAUUGAUGUUGGUCACUCUUGAAACUAAAAGGCUUAACUGUAUAAGUUAAGUUAACUGUAGCCAUUUUGUUGGCCACAUGAUGUUAAUUGUUUUCAGCUUAUGUUUGAAAAUUUAGAAUAACAUUUUGUUGGCAUUUUGUUGUUUAGGGUUAUCAUUCUCAGGUCGUGAAUUUGAUGAGCUCUCGCCAGAGGAACAGAGAGUAGCUAGUUUAAAAGCAAGGUGGUGUAAUUUUUCUGGCAUUUCUGUUCGUCAAUAAUAAAUCUUGAUAAAAUCCCAUGAAUUUGUUUUCAUGAGACAUAGGUUUUUGCACUUUGCAGCAUACAUACUGUAUGAACCCAAAAUAAACAUUGAUGUGUUUGCCUUUUUUCAGAUUAUUUUCUCGAGUAGAGCCAUCUCACAAGAGUAAAAUUGUUGAAUACCUCCAAGCUGAGGGUGAAAUCUCAGCUAUGACUGGGGAUGGAGUUAAUGAUGCCCCUGCUUUAAAGAAAGCCGAGAUUGGUGUGGCCAUGGGUUCCGGAACAGCUGUAGCAAAAUCUGCUUCUGGUAUCCUUUUAAAACGUUAAUUUAAGUAUCUGUCAUCAGUAGAGCUUUCCUCAUUUUUGCCUCUCUAAUAUUGCUUGGAGGUAGCAAAAGACUUGCCUAAUGAAGUGCUGUGGUUGUGAAGCCUGUCAAAGUGCUGUGUUCAUUCUUUUGUUAGCCUUUCUUGGACCUGUCUGUGCACAGUGUUCAAUAGCAUUCCUAUAAUUUUCAACUAAAUUACAAAUAGAAAAAUUGCAUUAAUUUAUUUAGUCACCAUUUUUGAACAAGAAAAAAAAAAAGGAUUGUGCACAGUCAGGGAGCAAGUACCCAACAUACAUGCAGACUGCAGCACUAUUCUUUUUGUUCAUUGAUGUUUUCCAACUUUUAUAACCACCCUCCUCUAGUAACUAUGCAUUGAGGGGUUACAGUGACUUUUGGAGUACAGCUUGGGACCACUUCAGCAAGCACUUGGUUGAUAAUUGAGCAAUAGGGGACAAGUCACAACAGAGUACCCUCCAAAGUUCUGGCUGGUACAGAGUCUAGAUCUUAUCCAUGUGAGACACCUCCCUAACACAGACACCAUGUUGUUGUAUAGGUUGCUUAGUCCUAAGAAUAUUGAAAUUUCAUACAAUAAUAUUUUAUUCCUACAUGGCAUUUAAGACACCUGAACUGAGGUCAUUUGAGUUUUUCCCAUUGGUGUCUUAGGUUUUUCCCUUUGUUUUGAGGAGGUCUCACUGAAUUAACUGUUGAUGAUGAUUUACUUUGUUGUUGUUGUUGUUGUUUUACCAGAGCAAUAUGAUGUAAAAGUCAAUCCAUUCUCUGAGUCCUAAUUGUGAACAUUGUCAUAAGCAUGUUGUUCUGCAGUUUACCAAGUGGUUUUCUCUUGGUCUACUGUCAGUCCUCAUGCUGGGCACUGUUUGCAUUACUACUGGGAGGAAAAUGACAGUCUGAUUGCAGUUUCCAGGCUUAUCUUUACUCUGUUAAGAUGGUGUGAAUAGUUAAAAUUUCAUCCUUAACAUAUCAACAGAAAUGGUAUUAGCUGACGACAACUUUUCAACAAUUGUGGCAGCGGUGGAAGAGGGACGGUCAAUUUAUGACAAUACCAAGCAAUUUAUUCGCUAUUUGAUUUCCUCAAAUAUUGGAGAAGUUGUUAGGUUAGUGGAGAUGUCAUGUGGAGUGUAAGGCUGUCAUAUCCUUGUCACAUAGUUCUAAGAACCUCUCUGGCACUUGAUGUCAUGGGCAAUAAUUGUUGAGCAAAAGAGUUGUGCAUCUUAAAUGAAACAGAUAUGUGAUACAAGUUUAUAGAAAUUAUUCUGACUAUAAUGGAUUUCAAAAGUGCUGGGACCUUUCCAGUGAUUAUUAGAACAUAUAAAGCUGGUAAAAUUCCAGAAUUUUUCAUUCCAAAAUGAGUGAAAGUCAGUUCUUUUUUGGGGCAUAACAUUGCUGGGAUGGUUUCUCUAGUGAUCAUAAAAUUCUUUUAACUUCCAUUGUGCUUACAGAAUGAGGUGUUGUACAUGUUGCCGUUAAUUUUUAUUUUUUAUUGUUUUUUUGUGUGAUAAUAAAUUAUAUGCUAAUAAAUUUUAAAUGAAGGAAAAACAAAAAUUAACUGAAAUAAAAAAUGAACAGCAACAUACACAUUAGAUUGAGGCUUUCUUAAAUUUAUAUGUUGUCUUCAGUUUAUGGUGAUCUUUAGAAUCAUGCCAUUUGGUGAUGUUUUUUUAGGGCUUAGUCUUUUGAGGGGUGCAUCUGAGGAUCUGCACUGCAAGAGACACAGUAAUAUAUUAUUUAACAUAAUUUAUUUUGUUUUUUGCAGCAUUUUCCUGACUGCAGCCCUUGGAAUGCCAGAAGCACUCAUUCCAGUACAGCUUCUAUGGGUAAAUUUAAUGACAGAUGGACCUCCAGCCACUGCGCUCAGCUUCAACCCUCCUGAUGUAGAUAUCAUGAUGAAGCCACCACGUAAGGCUAAAGAAUCUCUCAUCAGCGGCUGGCUCUUCUUUAGAUACAUGGCUAUUGGAAUUUACGUUGGAGCUGCAACUGUUGCGGCAUCAGCGUGGUGGUUCAUGUUUUAUGAAAAUGGUCCUAAAGUCUCUUAUUACCAGCUGGUAAGGGAAAGUUUUUGAUUGAUUGUUUCAAGAUGGUUUUAUCCUUGUUUCCCAACAGUGACAAUGAUAUAAUGUGAUCCAUUACUAUUUUACAGUGGAACUAUCUUUGUGAACAUCAUUGUUAUUACCACUUUGUUGAAGUGCAGACAUUUAGCGAAGACAGUGCAUUGACAGUCGCAAUGGUGUUCGCUAAUCUAAACACGACAGAUGCCAAGCACACGUUAGCAGUCUCGUGUCACGUCGUGUUGAAUUUGCCAGAUAUGCCAGUUUCCUUAGUUUGUGAAAACCUUGUUAAUAAGACCGUCUUGUUAAUUCAUGUAGUGUUUAUGAUGAGGUUUAUCUGCACUUCAAAAAUGUCUGUUAUAUUUAUAUUAUUACUGUGUGUUAAGUCAUUGUUAUAUUACAUUCGACUGGAUUUGUAUGUACUGACUUUGAAUCCAUCUAAUGUCCCUUGUUCUAAUAGUUGGAGUAGAGUAUACAUUUACCCUGUCACCUUUAUGUGGUUAUGGUAAAUGGCAGUUAAUUAGUUUUCUUUUAUUUCCUGUUGUCUAGACACAUCAUAUGCAGUGUACUACAGAUCCUACAAACUUUUUAGGUGUCAGUUGCCAAGUGUUUAAUGAUCUUCAUCCUAUGACUAUGGCCCUGUCAGUACUGGUUACAAUCGAAAUGUUCAAUGCUCUAAACAGGUAAAAUACUGCUACUUAUUUACAUAUAAGACACAUUUUACCCAGGAAAAUUUGUAGAAGUAACUCUCCCUUGAGAUUGGCUGACAACUGGAGUGUUGGGGGUGGGGGUGGGGUGGUGGUGGGCUAAGAAGAAAAAUGUUACAGAACAAAAGUAGAUUAAGAGCACAAAAAAAUUAUCUUCCAAUGUAGGUAAGGUACCCAAAAGAGGAAACACUGUCUUUAACAUGCAUUUUAGAACUCAUUCUUAACCCCUAUCAUAAACUGAGGUCAAUGGAGAGUAACAUAUUCUAUGGUGGUGACCUCAUAUCUUAAAAUUCAUAGUUUAUGCCCCAGCAAAAUCUUUUUUAACAUUUAAUUCAUUAUUAUUUGGUGUUUUACUUUCAGUUUAAGUGAAAACCAAAGCUUAUUUGUGAUGCCACCCUGGCGGAAUCCUUCUCUUAUUACUGCCAUUGCCGCAUCAUUCAUCAUGCACUUUGUCAUACUCUAUUUCAAGAUUACUAAUGUGAGUACAUCAUUAAAGUGUACUAGGUGUGUUACAACCUUAGCCCAUUGUUUGUGUCAAGACGUUUUUUGAAUCCUUUGUGGAUUCUUCUAGGGCUUGUUUAUUGUUGUAAGUGUUAAAAAGAUCCUUAAAUUUCUUGUUUGUUUCUCUUCUUGUAUUGCCAAAGAAACCUUAUGGCUGCUGACAACAACAGUUAAGUUUGUUGUCAAACUUUGCACUGUUUUUACAUUCUUCACUUCUAAAUGCCUUGAAAGAUCCUGGAUAUACACAUCAUACACAUCCUCAUAAAUUCUCUCCUCUUUUGUUGACAAAAAUUAAUAUUUUUGCUUUGCAGACCAUUUUCCGCAUCACUCCUUUGAACUGGGAUGAAUGGGUCGCAGUUCUUUAUUUCUCCUUCCCUGUUAUCAUAUUGGAUGAGGUUCUCAAGUUCGUUUCAAGAUGCAUAGGUAAAUGUAGCUCAUAAUAUUUAGUAGCUGGCCUUGUAAAAAGUUUAUGCAGACAUACUAAAGGCUUGGGUAGUAUUGGGUUGCGAGUCAAAAGAACGUCAGCAGGGGGCUGUUAGACUUUGUGGAGUUUUCGUGGAAAUCAAACUUGUUCAAUAACUAAAUGAGCCUGGCUGCUGACAGGGAGGUGCUGGGUUCCGAACCCAUGGGGAGGGGCACCUCUACUGAGGAGAAUGUGCUGCCUUUGCUGACAUCUAAAUAUGGUUAGAUAUUCUAGUCUUCUCGGAUAAGGACGAAAAACCAUAGGCCCUGUCUCACAGCCCUUUCACUGUUUUGAUUCUUCUGGGACGUAAAGGAACCCACACAGUUGUUCGUGAAGAGUAAGGGAUGAAGACCCUAGUACUGUGGUCAACCUUUACGGUAGAUGUAGCAGGUCAACAUCAGCUUUCCAUUUUGUGAUAGAUAGAUAGAUAACAUCCUUUAUCAGACAAAAAUUAUGAUGUUGAUCAUGAUGUUUUCUGCCAUGUCAAGACUUGAAUACAGACUAAAUUUCCCAGGGCUUGCUACACUCGUCUCCUUUCUAAUGAAAGUGAUUUGUUUUUCUUUUAGCUGAACCAGCUCACCCUGUCUCACAAACUAAAGUGAAGUCUGACUGAUCAGUUGAUAACAGCACGCUGGUCAUGCUACAAUAUCUACUUCGUGAAGACUUUCCUUCAUUCUGGUCUGUGACCUUUCGAUACAUUAUUCAACUCAACAGGUAACUUUUGGAGUGGAGGCAACAGACUCCACAAUUAAGCACAAUUUCCCUUCGAACAGUUGCCAGGAAACGUUGUUGUCUUGUGACCACAAACUGAAGCAACUUUAUACUUGUGCUUAAUUCUGAUUGGUUAGUUAGAAGUCUCCUGGUAUGUAUUUCAACUAAUCUUCACAGCUGAAAACGUUUCUUGCUCUCCUGGACUAUCGAGAGUCAAGAAAAACAUUUAGAGAUUCUCGUACAAUUUUAACGAAAUACAAUAGAGCAGCAUUUUGAACGUGGAUGGCCUCUUUGGUCUUUAAUUUAUCUAUUUAUGUCCGAUUUUUCGUGGAUGUUAAGAAUAUUAGAAGUAUCUUAAUAGGUAGUACUUUCUUGUGCAUAUCAAUUGAAACUGUUACUUGGUUAUUAUAUGGAUGGUGAAUAAAUAUUGGAGAAAUUUCUUGGUAAGGAGUUUUGAAGUAACGGCACGUCGUGUUAAACGGAUCUUAGUUUUAUGAGAGGGUUUUGUCUUUUGAGAAAGGAUGGUAGGGUAGUUACAAUGUAAAUAAACCAUUCUGCAAAGAUUUUGCAAAGAAUAAUUGAUCGGCGCAAACCAAGAAAGCUCUUUUUCUUGAUGAUUGCCAUUUUUUCUUUGUAGUAAACAUUUAUAUCAAUCACACAUCACGUUGAAAUAGACAUCGUGAUUAUAUGUUGCUUGCCAAUUUAGUACAUGUUUUUAUUCUUAUCAGCAAAGUCGACCUUUUCUGGCAUGUGACGAUUUUUUUAUAUGGGCAGUGAUUUAGCUCCUGUAGACACAAAGCUUUUUCGAGACUCGUGGUGCCAGUUAACGGUGAAGACAGAAUCCAACGGUGCCAAUAAUUAACAAUUAUUCCUCGAGCCCGAAUGGGCUCUCAGUCAAUAGCCCAUGAGGCCGAAGGAAGAAUGGGCUAUUGACUCAGAGGCUGUGAGGGUGAGAAGAGUAAUUGUUUUAGUAAAGUCCAACUAUUUGGUCAAAAAUAUCGAGGUAAAACAACUUUAGCGAGAAAAACGCGAUUCAGCCGCCAUUGUUUUGGUUUUCAAAGCGGGUACUUUUCGCUGUUAGUGGGCUAUACCAUAUAGCCUAGUAGUAGCUCGACCAAUCAGAACGCAGCAUUGAUAAUAAACCACUUGUUGGAUUUUACUAAUCAUUGUUAGCAUAUGAUAUGUUAGUGGGGAGCAGUAAAGCGAGAGCGUAAGCUCAGGGUUACGUCCUUUCCUGACGUUUUGCGUCAUGGGCGCCGCCUACCGCUCACCUCUUACUGGCGAUACCCCACUAUCUGAAAAAGACUGCUCGCAGUCCAGUGAGCGCGAGCAUACUCUUUUUAAUCUAGUAAUAAUAGUAAUAUUUUGCGCAAGCCUGUAGGAAGCUAACUUUUCAACUUAUAUUAUUUAUCUUUCACGCUGUUAAUAUAAUGAAUACAUGAAUUAAGCAACCUCCUUUCCAGGAUCUUUCAUCUUCCCAGACCCGGAGAAAGCGAGAAGUAGAUAGACUCUGGGAACGAGUUUGAAUAAAGUUGUUACCUCUUAACAUGCAAUGAGCUUUUACUUUUAGAAAACCAGAUAGAGUCGAAAGUCGCGUUCCUUUACAUUGGCAGAUUUAGGGGUGGAACCGAGGGGGGCGCAGUCCACCCCGUUUUUCUUUCUGUGAAAAUUGGUAUUUAUUGGUAAAGACCAGGAGCCCAUAAUCUGCAGCGUGUAACAUCCAUGCGUUCGUAUUACUGCGUUUUCACGGACCAGUUUAUUUUUAGAACGAUUUUGGCGCGAAUUUUGAAUAUGUUUUAAAUUCCAAAAAAAAGUCAGCACAACCUGCAGACCUAAAAAUGAUAUUUUUUGUCUUUUAAUAACGUUUAGUUUUCCUUGUUGAUAUCUUACACUUUAAAUGCGCCCAUAGACAUGUUGGAGAUUCUAUUUUCGAGGGAAAAUUUUUCCCAAAAUGU